Molecule: messenger RNA, 1852 nt
Organism: Botrytis cinerea B05.10
Lineage: Eukaryota; Fungi; Ascomycota; Leotiomycetes; Helotiales; Sclerotiniaceae
Exons: 6
Coding region: 267-1649 (460 amino acids)
Source: RefSeq, a predicted model, not a curated record
GAGAUAGACUGUUUGGAUCUUACAUUCCCAUAUUUGAUAUUCCGCCCAUGGCGGAGAUUCAUUCCUAACAGGUUUGAUCCUCAACAAUGGAGCUCUAAUCUAUCUGGAUCAUAACACUGAUGAUUUUGAAUAUAUAAUCACGAUGAAAUUCCUUCUUUCCUUCUUCUCGUACAUCAGGAACUAACUUGUAUACACUCUUUCUUCCAAACAAUAAAUAGUCUUCAAGACAUACCACAUUCACUUACUUGAAAUUAAAGUUUUUCAUCAUGAAGACCCAAACAAUUCUUUCAAUUCUUUUGGCUACGGCCCAUGUCGCUGCUGCUCAAGGAGGGCCAAUUCGUGGACCUGGGGGCACUGAUAUUGGGAACAACGGUCCUCAAGGUGGCAACGGUCCUCAAGGUGGAAACGGUCCUCAAGGUGGCAACGGUCCCCAAGGUGGAAAUGGUCCUCAAGGUGGCAACGGUCCCCAAGGUGGCAACGGUCCUCAAGGUGGAAACGGCCCCCAAGGUAAUGGCCCUCAAGGUGGAAGCAAUGGUGCUGGAGGAUGGAAGCCAGAACCAGCACCAUCAAAGGAAACUACCAUUUCCGAGGCUUACGGAUCAUCAAACUCCGGAGCCAAUCAACAAUCAGUUUGCCAAUGUUACCCAGAUGAUGGCACUAACGCGCCAUCUCUGACUGCAGCUACCAGUCAGGAACAAGGUGCCAACUCAGACAGUGGUACAUCAUUCACUCACAUCGUGGACACUACUCCUCCUAAGAAGCCAUGGAAGCGUCAACGUGGUGGAGAAGACAGCGAAGAGGGAGGACCCGAGGCACAAAGCGGCGCAGGAGGAUGGAAGCCAAAGCCAAAGCCAACCAAGCCAGAAGAAGCCGCUGCUUCGGCGUCUGUUGAUGCUACUCAAGUCGGUAUCAAUGCUGCUGGAGGUGCCGGUUCUGCUGCAGGUCCAUGGGGAGCCGUCUCCUAUGCCGGCCCCGCAAUUGGUGCCAACUAUCAAGACAUUGAUGGAAACUGCGUGUGCCCACCAGGUCAAUCGCCCCACAAGCCAAAGCCAAAGGGCGAUGCUGAGGGAGCACCCGAAGAAGAAGGUGAGGCAACCGACCCAGCAACUGGCGGUCCAUCCGGAGGAAAGCCUGACGGAGGAAAGCCUGAUGGAGGAAAGCCUGAUGGAGGAAAGCCUGAUGGAGGAAAGCCUGAUGGAAACGGUAACGGAAACGGAAACGGAAAUGGAAAUGGAAAUGGGAACGGCAAUGCCAACGGUAACCUCAAUGGCAACGCCAACCUCAACGCCAAUGAGAACCAGAACUUGAAUGCCAACAUCAACAAGAACGAGAACGUUAACAUCAACGGUAACGCAAAUGCAAACAUCAACAAGAACUUGGGAUUCAACUUCGGUAGCAACAGCAAUGGAUGGGGAUCCUGGUUCGGAGGAAGCAAGGCCGCUGCCGUCGUUGCCGACCCCGCCGCCUCGGGUACUCCUGUCGCCGCCAGCGAUGCCUCCGGCAUUGUCGGUGCCACUGAGUCAUUCGUUCCAGAAGCAUCCACCGGAGAUGUUUCCGGUAUUGAGCAAUUCACCGGUGCUGGAUCCAGCAUUGCUAUCUCCGCAUGGGGGUUCCUUGCAGCCGUCUUCGCCAUUGCCAACGUUCUGUAGAUUAAGUAUCAGUAUACUUGGUCGACCUCUUCGUUUGUCUGCAGGACUAUUGGGCUUUCUUUAUUUUUAUUCAUCGCGGUUCGCAUGUUUUGUUUGGGGGUUAUUUCGAUUCGACAGCGACACGUCUCUAAGACUGUGUUUGCAUUAUAUUGGAGACGGGCAGAUGAGGCAUUUCUGUGAUUUUUAAUCUUAAUUGAAAAGCA